CCCUGUCCGCUGGCAUCAUGAGCGGCCGUAGCAGGGGUCGAAGGUCUUCCCGCGCCAAAGGCCGGGGCAAAGGCCGAGCCAGACCCCGGGUCCGCGCCGCCGAGGACGACUCCUGGCGUGAUGCGAAGUCGCCGGAGGACCCGGAGCUCGGGGAGGACGACGCGGCCGAGCAGGUGCAGGCCGGAGCUGCUCAGGGAGGCUCCGGAGCAGCCGAGCUCGGGGACGACGCGGCCCGCCGCCUCCCGCUGGACUGCGGCCUGGCGCUGCGGGCCCGGGCUGCGAGCGAGCGCGGGCUGGCGGCCCCUGACCCAGAACUGGAGAGGGCCGCAUCCAUCGCCGAGCGCCUGACCUCUGACACCGAAUUCGUGGGAACCGUGGGGGCCUUGGCGAGGCUGCGGCGCGGCUCCCGCCUUGGAAAUCGGCGAGUCCCCGGGAGGAAGGCCUCAGAUAUUCGGAGCGCCGCGGGGAGGGGACAUCAGGCCACAGUCAGUGGGAAACCAAAGAUGGGCUCUGCGGGGCCAUGUGUCGCUGUCCCAGUGGGGGAGGAGAGGAAGGUGGCAGAGAAGCAUGCUGGGUCAGGGUCCUCCGUGACAGUAGGGAGCAUGGAUACCCUGGAGACGGUCCAGCUAAAGCUGGAGACCAUGAAUGCACAGGCCGACAGGGCCUAUCUCAGGCUCUCUCGCAAGUUUGGCCAGUUGCGACUUCACCAUUUAGAGCGCCGGAACCUCCUUAUCCAGAGCAUCCCCGGCUUCUGGGGGCAAGCUUUUCAGAAUCACCCCCAGCUGUCAUCUUUUCUGAAUACCAAAGAUAAGGAGGUAUUGAGCUACUUGAACCGACUGGAGGUGGAAGAGCUUGGCCUUGCUAGACUGGGCUACAAAAUCAAGUUCUACUUUGGCCGAAACCCCUAUUUCCAAAAUAAGGUGCUCGUCAAGGAAUAUGGGUGUGGUCCCUCCGGUCAAGUGGUGUCUCGCUCAGCUCCAAUCCAGUGGCUCCCAGGUCAUGAUCUACAGUCCCUAAGCAAUGAAAACCCGGAAAAUAAUGGUAGCUUCUUUGGGUGGUUUUCAAAUCACGGCUCUAUUGAAUCUGACAAGAUUGUUGAGAUAAUCAACGAGGACCUGUGGCCCAAUCCUCUACAGUACUACCUGAUCAGCGAAGAUGCCCGUGGAGAGAAAGGAAAGGAAGAAAAGCCAGGUCCAGCAAAGCAGCCUGCGGAGAUGGCUGAGCCUAGGGUGAAGCAGCCCAAGUGAUGCUGUGGAGAUCUCCCUCCUACCUCCUGCUGUCAGGCUGGCCACGUUUGGUUGUCAGCCUUGUGUUCAUGCCAUCUCAUAAGAUGUACACGGUAGCCAUCUUGAACUUUUCAAGAAUGUGGCGUUUGUGAUCAUGCUUCCCCAUCUUUGCUUCCCCAUGGCCUCACCUUGACACGAGUGUCACAUGUUGUGUGAUCUCACACUCACUGCUUGUAUAUUAAGCACUUAAGGUGUAUGCAGCUUUACACGACCCAGUCCCCGUUCUUAGCGCUGGUCCUUCCCACCGGUCUUUCACGUGGACAUUCUGAGUCAUCGUCCAGAUGGAUGCUCAAGCUGCGCUACUUCGUGACCAGUCAGCGGGGCGUUGUCUUCAUUUUAGCCAUGCAUGUUAU
Molecule: messenger RNA, 1639 nt
Organism: Arvicola amphibius (Eurasian water vole)
Lineage: Eukaryota; Metazoa; Chordata; Mammalia; Rodentia; Cricetidae
Gene: Tspyl5
Product: TSPY like 5
Exons: 1
Coding region: 18-1247 (409 amino acids)
Biological process (GO): nucleosome assembly
Cellular component (GO): chromatin; nucleus
Molecular function (GO): histone binding; chromatin binding
Source: RefSeq, a predicted model, not a curated record